AUGCCUACUACAACGGCGUCGGCCGUAACCACCAUCAGGUACGUCUGUCAGCUGCAGCGGCUGACAAUCAAGUUCUGCAAGAACAGCCAGUCCUCGCGGGGCGUCCGCGACUACGUGGAGAACGGCCUGCUGGACUUCUCGCGGCAGAAUCCGGGCGUCGCCCUGUACAUCAAGCCUCGCCACCACCGGUCGCCGGUGAUCACCGCCGACUACCUGAACGGCCAGACGCAGUGGAUGAGCAUUCGCAACUUCUCCUCCACGGAGAUUCAGUGGUGGCUGGAGACGCUGAGAACGAGGUCCGGUUAUGAGCUAUCACAGCUGAUCACCAACAACAACGUUCUCACGCCCAGCGUCCAGGGCGUGUGGACGCCCUUCCUCAAUCGUCCCACGAACCUGCUCGGCAAGCGUUUCCCUGACGAGGAGCGAAGCGCCCACAAACCAGGGCAGCCCUCGGCCAGUCAGCAACUGAUUGAUCUGAUGGAGAAGUAUAAGCUCUCAGCAAAGGAGGCGGAGGAGAACACGAACAUUACUACUGAAGAAGACAAGUCGUAA
Rhagoletis zephyria (snowberry fruit fly) is the source of this 552-nucleotide messenger RNA. The record is from RefSeq and is a predicted model, not a curated record. NCBI's taxonomy places the organism in Eukaryota, Metazoa, Arthropoda, Insecta, Diptera, Tephritidae.